Linum trigynum is the source of this 6952-nucleotide messenger RNA. NCBI's taxonomy places the organism in Eukaryota, Viridiplantae, Streptophyta, Magnoliopsida, Malpighiales, Linaceae. The record is from the annotation of a GenBank genome assembly.
GAUAACAAAUAUCUCCUUUUUUCAAAAUAUAUCGAAAUGGAUGUUAUUUUGAAGAGUACAAUUAAUCUAAUUUUCUUGUGUAAACCAUUUUCAAUUACGAAUUAAACCGAAAGAGAAUUCAAAUUAAAUUGAGAAAAAAGUUAUUUGCCAUAUUUAACUUAAAGCACCGUAUCUAUUCCCUCCCUGUAGUCUAAGGAGGCAAUUUAAAGUUUGGUUUUAAAAGGAAACCCAAUCAAACGUACUAUAUAAUAUUUAUUUAAACAUAUUUCCUUAUUUUGGGCAAUUGUAUUUUCCAUAUAUUUGUUUAUUAAAAGGGAAAACAAUAAGUUCAUUAUCUAAUAUUUAUUUAAGCAUAUUCAUUCUUUCAUGUAAUUAAAAAGUUUCCUUAUAUGUAUGUAUUUUCAGAUUUGAUUUUCUUAUUGAUUAACCGAAUGAGGUCAUGGCUCUGUCUCUAUAUAUACCGGAUUAGUUCUUUCGUUUAAAAGUCACAACCAGGAAAGAAAUAAAAAAAAGAAGAGUUGAGAUAACAACACAUUUUAUGUGACAGGAAAUACAAUAUGGCUUCAACAAGUCUGCUAAGAAGUGUUGUUCAUGUCAUUUGUGCUUUCUUGGCCAUUGAAGUUGUGUUUAGUGGUAUUUGCAGUGCUACGAGAGAAGUUCCAACUGAAGAUAUCAUCUAACCGUCACAUGUGACCCACCCAAUAUCUCCUGCGCUCGGUUAUGGAAUCCUUAGUGAAUGUUGUAAAUACAAUAUUCAAUUAUGUUGCGACUGGAAACACGGCCAUGGCAACUGACCGGCCUUUAAACUAGAUAAAUAAGCAGUUUCCUUCAUAUCUCAUAUAUGGUCACUUAUCUAAGGAAUAAAUAAAGUUGCAUUUUGCUCUAUUAAUCGUUUCCUUGUUAAUUCUCACCUUUUCUCCCUUCAGUUUUAUUUUUCAUAAAGUUACUAAUGUUUGGAAUAUUCCCUAAAUAAAAAUGCUUUCCGCAUAGUGCCAACUAGCUAGGUUUGAUAAUCAGUAAUCGGUUAUCCAGCUAAUCAAUAAAUUAAACCAAGCGAACCUAUUAUUUGGCUAAACAAUAACCGUUAAGCAUGCAUUUAGUGUCAGUUUCAUUUAUUGGUUUGGAGGGUUUUGGCUGAAUGAUAAUUUUCACUUCGACGGUGAAAUUGACAACUAAUCUGUCGACGCCCAGCAACAUAAAAGCAUGUCGCACUCUAUCCCUUUCCUCCCAAAGAGUCGAAAUGACCUAUUAUAUUCUAUGUUUCUCCCUCUCAGAUCUCAAUUAUCAUCACAUCAACCAUGAACAAUAAAGAAACCAGAUCUCCCAACCUCACCGCCUUGCCAUCCUUAUCCUCGAUCACCGACCCUUCUUCCACAUCCUCUAUGCUAGCCACUUCCCGCUUGACCUUCCUCUUUUUGUCGCUGAACCGUGUGUUCACGUUAUUAAUCUUAGUUGUCUUUGCCUACUAGCUAUAUGCUUUGAAAAAAAUACUAAACCUUGUCUAUCGAAAUAGUAAUAUGUUUGUCGCCGCUCCCCUUCGUCAACCAUUUUCUUGCGUCGUCCCCCUUUUGGUCCUCGACACCAAUUCGAGCCUAAUUAUACAUAUUUACACUCUUUUUUUUAAUAGCUUGACUUUUGUUACAUCGUCCUUGAGGUUGUUUUAUGCGAGCUUGUGCAUGUUUGAGUGUGUUUUAGGUCCUGAAAGUUGAACUUGGUAAAAGGAAAAAGAGUAUGACAAAAGGGAUCCAAAAUGAGAUAAAAUGGAGAAAAGUAUCAAAGCUCACGGUCCAUUACAUUUUCUCAUGGCUAGGUCUUAACAUCUACAUCAAAACCGUGAGAAAUGCAGGAGUUCAAAGACGUUGAUGGCGUCUCGCAGCCAUGUGCAAAUGUCACGGUUUGCCAACCAUGACAUCAACACUAAAAUUGUAGGAUUGUAGAGUUCAAGGAGCCUGAAGACAUCUAGCUGAUGCUUUCAAAUCUCAACACCUUAGACUGUGAGAAUUACAUCUAUCCGUGAAGAUUGUAUGUAAAACAGUGCGUGUUCAGUUGACCUCAUGGUUUGGCAGCAAACCUCACGGCCGUGACGAGAAACCAUGAACUUUGCACUUACUGGCUAUGAAUGCAAUCAAAAUCGAGCUUUAAAAUUUAAAAACUUAACGUUUUACACUUCUAGGUCACCAAAACUCUUCUACGUAGAAUCACUAUUUUCCUUACAAUUGUAGUCAAAAUCUAUGCUUUAAUGCUUAAAAGCUUACAAUUUAUACUUCUAGUUCACCAAAACGCUUCUACAUAGAAUCGUGAUUUUGACUGCAUUGGCUGCUAUAUAAAGGCGAAUAAAUCAUAUUUCAAGGGGAGGAGUCUAGUGUAAGCAAGUGCAUCUGCUGAGUAGAGAGAGAAAGUGACGAAGGAGAUCCCAAGUGUGAUUGGAGCUUCAAAUCACAAUUGGUGUUCAAAUCCAUCUCCUAGGGUUGAAGAUUGAAGUGCAAUAAAAAGAACCCAACCUUCUAGGAUGUUUUCUUCUAUUGAUUUGGUGUAUUUCUCUCUCUCUCUCUCUCUCUCUCAUCAUCAUAAGCUAAAAUUUUAUCACUUUCGUAUUAUGGAAUUCUAGUCGUAUAUAUUAGAUUAGAUGAAUUAUGAUUUUCUUGUUUGAUUGACUCUUGAUUAUGUAAAUAUUUUAGGUAUUUCAUGAAUUGUGUUGGGUAUUGAUCAAAUCCUCUCAAUUGUUGCUAUUUUCCUAAGGUAGGAAAUAUCCAAUUAGCUAGGUUAAUUAGAGCAUCUACCUAAUUCUUCAUAUUCGGUCAAUGGAUCGAGUGUGAAAUCGGGCUUCAAUGUCAUAUUGGAUCGAAUUCCAAUAGAGAGAAUCCAUUUGGCACGCCCUAUACGUUCUAUUUCAUCAGAAGUGCAAAACUCUCCCUCCGGAUAGUUCAUUCUAUGCGAAGUUGAGUAUUUCGAAAGGGAGCUCAACUGGGAAUAUGAUUCUCCGUGGUAUAAAUCAUGAGUUGACAAACUUUGAGCAUCAUUCGUCGGUUUAUUUCACAACUAGAGGGAUACAACACCUGAUUGACUUUCUCACUAUAGUUUUUAACCAAAUUGUCUUUGCUUUGUUUUCGCAGUUGUUUAGUUAACUCAAACCUUGAUUUACUAGAAUAACAAGGUAGUCCGCAAAGUAAUAGUAUAUUUGAUGCCUGAUUUGAUAAUUAAACUUCAAUCCGCUAUAUUGCACCCGAUCGUAGUUGCACUUGGUUCCUAUUGGGAUAGUAGUCACAGUAGGAAUGAGUCAAGUUUUGGUUCCGUUGCGGGGGACCAUGGCAAGUUAUUAGGAGAAGUGGACUAUUUGUUACUCUAGUUUUGUUUUAUGUUGUUUUGUGUUAGGUGUUUUUUUGUUGAGUUGUUGCACAAGUAUAUGACCCAAAGCAACCCGGAAGACUUGCACCCGAUCAACAACAACACCAACUAGACCAUGGGCUUCUUAUAAGGGAAAGAGAACUAAGAAAGGUUCAGGAGAGGUUAUUCAUUCGCAAACUCUUGGGUCAAGAAGAAGUUGAAGUUGAGAUUGAAGUUGAUACCAUGGCGGAAGAGAAUCAAGUUCACAAUUAAGUGAACAGUCAAGGUAACGAUGAGGAAUCAUCUAUAAUGACAAUGGGGUACUACUUCACACCACGCGGAUCAAUGACAUCAAACUGAGCACCCAACACCCUCACAUUGUUGCCAACAACUUUCAAAAUCAAGACGAGCCUUAUCUUUAUGAUCCAGAACAACUAGUUAAACGAUCUCAGCCACAUGGCUCCAAGAGACCACAUCAAUCGGUUCUUGGAACUCAUGGAUGGGAUUAAUAUGAAUGGAGUACAUCCGGAGGAGAUUCGUCUAAGGUUUUUUCUAUUCAUUGAGUAGAAGAGACAAGCAAACUCCUUUGUCCAUCACUUCUUGGGAAGAUCUCAUGGGAAAGUUCAUGGCAAGGUACUGUCCACCAUCAACGACCGUCAAGCUUCAAACAUCAAUCACCCACUUUGUUCAAGAAUAUGAUGAGACACUUCGAAACGCCUGGGAAAGAUACACGAGCUUAUUUCUCCAAUGUCUCCAUCAUGGAUUUGACGACCAUUUUAAGGCCAGGACUUCUGGAAUGGGUUAUUAUAAGAAGACUGUAUGCUUAUAGAAUCCUUCUCUUAAGGAGACAAGCUUAACAAGAUUCAUCCUCAAAUUACUCAACUCUUUGAGGAGAUUGCGAGUUGCGGCUAUGAUGGGGGUAUCACACGAAGAGGUCAAAUUUCAAAGGAAAAUGGCACUCAUGUGGUUGAAUCCCAGAGUUCGAUUGAUGCAAAGACCGUUGAUUUGAUCAAGAUUAUAAAGCAUUAUGACAAUGCCUCGAGUAGCCGGCCUAAAGCUCAAGUGCACUUUUGAGAGUGGUGCCAAAGUCUGAAUCAUGAUAUGGAAGAAUUACAAGCGAUGUUGGAUGCAGAUGCAUCCCAAGAUCAAGUAGAAUUCAUUACCAAUGCUAGGGGAUGUAAUAAUCCCUAUAACAACACCUACAACCCGGGAUGGCGUAAACAUCCCAAAUUAUCUUGGGAAUCUUUUUCCGACCAAAGACCUCUCGAUUUCGAAUUCUUCCAACCAAAGUCCUCCCGGUAUUGAUCAAAGUUCAAGGGAAAAUGAACUAAUGUGGUCGAAUCUUGAAGUUCACUUGAGGCAAAAAUCAGUGAUUUGAUCAAGACUAUAGUGCAUGCCGAAAACUCCUUGAGUAGUGACCUAAAGCUCAAGUGCACCUUUGUGAUUGGUGCCAAAGUACAAAUCAUGUUGUGGAAGAAUUCCAAGCAAUAUUGGAGGCGAAUGCACCCCAAUGGCAAGUAUAUUUCAUCUCCAUUUCUAGGGGAUAUAAUAAUCCCUAUAGCAACACCUAUAGCCAGGGGGCGGCGUCAACAUCCCAACUUAUAUUAGGCAUCUUCUUCGAACCAAAGACCUCCUGAUUUCCAAGCGCCAAUGGGAGAAUUUAAACUACAAAGAAAGGACACCAUUUCAAGAAAGGCCUCUUAGCAACCCCAAAACUUCCAAACUUAAACUCUUCUACCACAACGCGGACAAGGCUUCCAACAAAAACUUCCACAACCGGACAUGCUUGCAAAGCUCGAAGACCUUGUCAACGCCUUUGUGACUACAAGCACAAAGAAGUUUGAUAGGAUUGACAAGUUUAUGGAGGUUUCAACAACAAAGUUCGCAUCUCUUAAGAUGGGUUUGAGGAACCACCAAAUAUGUAUUAAAAUCAAGAACUUAGUCGAGAUCGUCACCAAAAGACCACAAAGGGCACUCCCACCACAAAUAGUAUCCAAUCCCAAGGAUCCAAGGGUUGGAUUGCCUGCAAUCUCAUUUUGAAGCGUCAAGGUGACCUAAGAUGUCCCCCCCCCCCCCCCCACCUAAGAAGAUAGUUGAGGUGAAGAUCCCUCCACCGGUCUAAGAACAAGCUGAGCCUGAGAAAGACAAAGAUGUCGAGGUUAUGAAGGUAGUGCCGACGCCACCACCAGUGGCUUAGUACAAGCCUCCACUUCCUUUUCCUACGCGAAUGAACAAAAAAAUUCUCAAGGUUCAGCUUGGCAAUUUCAUGGAGGUUCUCAAAAAGUUGAAUGUGCCAGUGUCCUUCUUGGAUGCUUUGGAUCAAAUGCUGAAAUUCGAAGUUUUUUAAAGAAGUGUUGAAGAAGAAAAGGAGGCUCGCCAACAUUGACAUGGUGGAGAUUCGAGGCGAAUGCUCCACCAUCAUCCUGAACAAUCAUCCUCGGAAACAACAAGAUCUGGGUAGCUUCACUAUACCUUGACAAAUUGGAUCACUGCAUGUAGAGAAGUCAUUGGCAUACUUAGAAGCAAUCAUCAACGUUAAGCCAUAUAAUGUUUAUCUCAAGCUAUUUCUACAUGAACUAAAGAGUACAAAAAUUAUUGUGCAUCUAGUUGAUAGAUCUAUGUUUGAACCUAAGCAUAGUGGAGGAUCUCCUAGUACAAAUGGGAAAGUUCUACUUCCAUAAGGACUUUGUGAUCCUCGAUAUCAACGAGGAAAUUGAAGUCCCACUAAUACUAAGACGACACUUCCUCCCUACUACCAAGGCUCAUAUAAAUGUGAACAAGGGAACAUUGAUAGUGAUGAGCGUAUCACCUUCUCCGUGGCUAAUAAGAUUAAUGAUGUACCGUUGAAUGGAAAAGUUGAUAAGGGAAAUAUGAAGGAUAAACCUAAGCCCUCAAAGGGCAAGUCCACCUUGGUCAAAUGUUGUGACCCGUAAGGUGGAAAAAUCUUGAGUGCAUGUUUCAUGUGAUGUCGUGCAUGUUAAGGCUUCUCCCAUGAUGGGAAAGACUAUGACCAAACGGGAGUGGAGACCAAAGAUGUUGAUUUCAAAGAUGCCCCAUGGAAGGGCAAAAGGAAAAGAGAAUGAAAGAUGGACAAAAUGACGGCGAGUUGAAAUAUGGAAAAGUAACGACAUGGCCUUUGGAGUGUGGUGGAUCCACUCCUAGAGGAAUCUUUCUCAAAGCCAAAAUGAGAUCCCCCAGGGACGAGUCAAUAGGGAUCAAAGUUGACCAGUGACGGAGCCAGAAUUCUCGACUAGGGGGGGGGGCGAAUUUUUUUUCCAACAUAGUGGUAAGAAAAGUUUAUGAGAGAAUGUUAAUUACAUACAAAGAGUUCAAUUUUUUUUUUUAAUAUACGCCCUUAAAAUUGUGUCAAAAUUAAAAAAGUAAUGAGUUAUCUCUUCUAAAAUCACAAUAAAAGAACCAUGUGUUUCAUACAUCAUAUAUUUACCAAUUCAUAAUUCACACAUUCAAAUACAAUCCAAUAGUAAAAUAAGGUAGUCGAGAUUUAGCCAUACAUAAACAUGAAGAUGAUAAAAAAAUUUCUAAUUAAUACGAAGACACCUAUAAAAAAUCGACAAAAAAGACUAAUGAUGCAGGUAAAAUUCAUAUUAACUAAAAUAAACUUACAUCU